UCUCCCCGCCCCCUCCUUCCCUCCCUCUUCCCUGCGUCCCUCCCCGCCAGGCUGGAGGCUGCUCGGGACCCGGACGCAGAGUCCUCCGACCCGGCUGCAAGGCGGACACGAGAGACGCGGCGCGCACGCUCCGGCCCGCGGUGAGCCCGGCCUGGCCAUGGCGGCCCCCCGCCCGCCUCCCGCGAUCUCCGUCUCGGUCUCGGCUCCGGCCUUUUACGCCCCGCAGAAGAAGUUCGGCCCGGUGGUGGCCCCAAAGCCCAAAGUGAAUCCUUUCCGGCCCGGGGACAGCGAGGCUCCCCCGGCCGCCGGGGCCCAGCGCGCGCAGAUGGGCCGGGUGGGCGAGAUCCCCCCGCCGCCCCCGGAAGACUUUCCCCUACCACCCCCUCCUGUCCUUGGGGAUGGCGACGACUCGGAGGGUGCUCUAGGAGGUGCCUUCCCACCUCCCCCUCCCCCUGUGGAGGAACCGUUUCCCUCUGAGUCUCUGGAGGAGGAGAUCUUCCCUUCCCCUCCGCCUCCACUGGAGGAAGAGGGAGGGCCUGAGGCUGCCAUACCUCCCCCACCACAGCCCAGGGAGAAGGUGAGCAGUAUUGAUUUGGAGAUCGACUCUCUGUCCUCGCUGCUGGAUGACAUGACCAGGAAUGAUCCCUUCAAAGCCCGGGUGUCAUCUGGAUAUGUACCCCCACCAGUCGCCACUCCAUUCAUCCCCAAGUCCAAUACUAAGCCUGCAGCUGGGGGCACAGCACCCCUGCCUCCUUGGAAGUCCCCUUCUAGCUCCCAGCCUCUGCCCCAGGCCCAGGCUCAGGCUCAGGCUAAGCCUCCCAGCCAGACCCAGUUCCAUGUGCAGCCCCAGGCCAAGCCUCAGGUCCAGCUCCAUGUGCAGCCCCAGCCCCAGGCUCAUCCCCAGCCUGUGCCUUUGGCUAACACCCAGCCUCGAGGACCCCCAGCCCCAUCUCCUGCCCCUAAGUUUUCUCCAGUCACUCCCAAGUUUACUCCCGUGGCCUCCAAGUUCAGCCCUGGAGCCCCGGGUGGACCUGGGUCACAGCCCAAUCAGAAGCUGGGGUCCCCUGAAGCUCCCUCUUCCAGUAGCACAGGCUCUCCUCAGCCUCCCAGCUUCACCUAUGCUCAGCAGAAGGAGAAGCCCCGAGUGCAGGAGAAACCGCAUCCAGUGCCCCCACCGGCUCAAAACCAAAAUCAGGUCCGCUCCCCGGGGGCCCCAGGACCCCUGACUUUGAAGGAGGUAGAGGAGCUGGAGCAGCUGACCCAGCAGCUGAUGCACGACAUGGAGCAUCCUCAGAGGCAGACCGUGGCUGUCAACGAGUCCUGUGGCCGGUGUCAUCAGCCCCUGGCGCGCACGCAGCCUGCCGUCCGGGCUCUGGGGCAGCUGUUCCAUAUCACCUGCUUCACCUGCCGCCAGUGUGAGCAGCAGCUGCAAGGACAGCAGUUCUACAGCCUGGAGGGGGCGCCCUACUGCGAGGGCUGCUACACUGACACUCUGGAGAAGUGCAACACGUGUGGGCAGCCCAUCACUGACCGCAUGCUGAGGGCCACGGGCAAGGCCUACCACCCGCAGUGCUUCACCUGUGUGGUCUGCGCCUGCCCCCUGGAGGGCACCUCCUUCAUUGUGGACCAGGCCAACCGGCCCCACUGUGUCCCCGACUACCACAAGCAAUAUGCCCCCAGGUGCUCCGUCUGCGAAGGGCCCAUCAUGCCUGAGCCCGGCCGCGAGGAGACCGUGCGAGUGGUCGCUCUGGAUAAGAACUUCCACAUGAAGUGCUACAAGUGUGAGGACUGUGGGAAGCCGCUGUCCAUCGAGGCGGAUGACAACGGCUGCUUCCCCCUGGAUGGCCACGUGCUCUGCCGGAAGUGCCACACCGCCAGAGCCCAGACCUAAGCGGGGGGCGGGCGAGUCCCUUCCCCAUCAGCGGACCACCCACACGGAGACCACCCUGCCCCCCUUCAGUUAUUUUUUUGACGUCCGGCCUCUCCUACGCCAACCCCCAGCCCGGGAUCCCAAGUGCCCUGUCCGGGGCCCCAGCACGGCCUAGCGCUGCAGAGUCCCAGCUCCCGGGUUCCAGCCCGCCCCCAUCCCGCAGGGACCACCCACCACCCUCCAGUGUACCCCACCCGAGGGGGCACCAGGUUGAGCACUGCUGCUUUCACUGCUGACCGAUGCCCUCGGCUGGCGCCCGGGCAGCCGCGUCCUCUGCUUGCUGAGGCCAGGAAACUCCCUGACUCCGGGAGGCUGGGCUGGGCCGGGCUGACCGGCCUGGACAUUCCCACCCACCCCCAUGCUGCCAGGUUGUGGCUACAGCUACAAAUAAAAAAACCUGUUUUCCAGAA
Neomonachus schauinslandi (Hawaiian monk seal) is the source of this 2340-nucleotide messenger RNA. It is a transcript of the gene ZYX, whose product is annotated as zyxin. Bases 158 to 1891 code for a protein of 577 amino acids. Lineage: Eukaryota; Metazoa; Chordata; Mammalia; Carnivora; Phocidae. The transcript has 10 exons. The record is from RefSeq and is a predicted model, not a curated record. Gene Ontology annotation, biological process: integrin-mediated signaling pathway; transforming growth factor beta receptor signaling pathway.